CGCGCUGAGCUGGAGAUGUGGAUGCAGCCGGCACGACAGAAACAGGAAGGGCCGCUCCUGGCUGGGGGAAUGUCCAAGUCACGGACCUGCUUUGGUUAUCCGCUGAGCAUCUUCUUCAUCGUGGUCAAUGAGUUCUGUGAGAGGUUCUCCUACUAUGGCAUGAGAGCACUGCUGGUUCUGUACUUCCGAAACUUCAUCGGCUGGGACGAUGAUCUGUCCACUGCCAUCUACCACACAUUCGUUGCCCUCUGCUACCUGACGCCAAUCCUCGGAGCUCUUAUCGCUGACUCGUGGCUGGGGAAGUUCAAGACAAUUAUAUGGCUCUCCAUCGUCUACACCAUUGGACAAGGAGUCAUCUCAAUAAGCUCAAUUAAUGACCUCACAGACCACAACCACGAUGGAACCCCAGACAGCAUACCCACACACGUGGUGCUGUCCAUGAUCGGCCUGGUCCUGAUCGCUCUCGGCACAGGAGGAAUCAAACCCUGUGUGUCGGCGUUUGGUGGUGAUCAGUUUGAGGAGGGCCAGGAAAAGCAAAGAAACAGAUUUUUUUCCAUCUUUUAUUUGGCCAUCAAUGCUGGAAGUUUGCUUUCCACCAUCGUCACUCCCAUCCUCAGAGUUCAACAAUGUGGAAUUCACAGUCAACAAGCUUGUUACCCACUGGCAUUUGGGGUUCCUGCUGCUCUCAUGGCUGUAUCCCUAAUUGUAUUUGUCAUCGGCAGUGGGAUGUAUAAGAAGUUCCAGCCACAGGGCAAUAUCAUGGGUGAAGUGGCCAAGUGCAUCGGUUUUGCCAUCAAAAACAGAUUUAGGCACCGGAGUAAGGAAUUUCCCAAGCGGAGGCACUGGCUGGACUGGGCUAAAGAGAAAUACGACGAGCGGCUUAUCUCUCAAAUUAAGAUGGUUACAAGGGUGCUGUUCCUGUAUAUUCCGCUCCCCAUGUUCUGGGCCUUGUUUGAUCAGCAGGGCUCCCGGUGGACACUGCAAGCGACAACUAUGAGCGGGAGAAUUGGAGCUGUUGAAAUCCAGCCGGAUCAGAUGCAGACUGUGAAUGCCAUCCUGAUUGUAAUCAUGGUCCCUGUCUUUGAUGCUGUGAUCUAUCCUCUCAUUGCCAAAUGCGGCCUCAAUUUCACCUCCCUGAAGAGGAUGACAUUCGGAAUGUUCCUGGCUUCCAUGGCCUUUGUGGCAGCGGCAGUGGUGCAGCUGGAAAUUGAUAAAACUCUUCCGGUCUUCCCUGAAGCACACCAUGUCCAAAUUAAAGUCCUGAAUGUUGGAAAUGAUAACGUAAUGGUAUCUUUUCCUGGAGAAACGGUGACACUGGGCCAGAUGUCUCAAACAGAUACGUAUAUGACUUUUGAUGCAGACCAACUGACAAGCAUCAACAUGUCUUCCCCCGGCUCACCGGUCACUGCGGUGGCCCACGACUUUGAGCAGGGCCAUCGCCACACACUCCUAGUGUGGGGCCCCAGUGACUACCAUGUGGUAAAGGAUGGGCUUAACAAAAAGCCAGAGAAAGGAGAAAAUGGAAUCAGAUUUGUAAAUACUUUUAACAACGUGGUCAACAUCACAAUGAGUGGGAAAGUUUUUGAAGAUGUCACCAGUCAUAAUGCCAGCAAGUAUCAGUUUUUUUCUUCUGGCAUAAAAAACUUCACAAUAAGCUCAACAGAGUUUCCAGAAUCGUGUCGACGUGAUUUUGAAUCUUCCAACCUUGAAUUUGGUAGCGCUUAUACCUAUGUGAUUGAAAGGCAGAGUGAUGGGUGUCCCGGAAUAAAGCAAUUUGAAGAUAUUGCACCCAACACAGUCAACAUGGCUCUGCAGAUCCCGCAGUAUUUCCUUCUCACCUGUGGCGAGGUGGUCUUCUCUGUCACAGGACUGGAGUUCUCAUAUUCACAGGCUCCCUCCAACAUGAAGUCGGUGCUUCAGGCGGGAUGGCUGCUGACGGUGGCUGUUGGCAACAUUAUCGUGCUCAUUGUGGCGGGGGCAGGCCACUUCAGCGAACAGUGGGCUGAGUACAUUCUGUUUGCCGCAUUGCUUCUGGUCGUCUGUAUCAUAUUUGCCAUCAUGGCCUGGUUCUAUACUUAUGUGAAUCCAGUGGAGGUCGAAGCUCAGUUUGAUGAGGAAGAAAAGAAAAGGAGCGCGGGAAAGAGUGACCUGUAUCCCACGUUGGAGUCAGUCUCACAGACGAAGAUGUGAAGCUCAGUAAGCACGUGGAAAGUGGACUGAGCCAGCUUGUGCCUUGACCUUUGAGCCCAGAGGCAGGCCCUUCCACUGGGUGGCCCUUGAUGGGAGGACUUCGGAACUGUGAGCAAACCCAGAAAGCUGCUUUCUAAGGAGUUAGCGAUGAGUCAAAACUUCUAGAGGAAGUCUUCUUUUGCGGGGGAAGUUUUGUUUACCACCCCCUGCAUUUUUAACAGAGAAUUUACCUUGUAUUUAACUCCUCUCUAGCUACACAAAUUAAAUUAGUUUGGACUAACUUAAUUUUGAAAGGGUAAAAGAGUUCCAUUAUUUUUUUUCUAAAACUCCUAUGAGAACAAUGUUAAAUGAGAAGAAGCUAAUGCCAAAAAUGAAUUUGCAGGUUUAUAAUAAGUGCCAGCUAGUUUUAACUGAUAACUUUUUGUUUUUCUAAUCCCUACCUCUUUUUAAUUAUGUACAACUCAAAAGACAACUCAAAUGAAGGCCAGUAAUGAUGUUAAAGUUUCAGUGAUGUGAGAUAAAUUCCUGUUCUUAAGAGUGAGUGUUUGUGUGUCUUUGGGUUGGAUAAGAAAUCUUUAACGUCCUGUCUAGUUAUAAAAGCACUGUGUGCACAUUGAAAUUUCAUCAGAAGUGAUGAAAGCCUUAACAAAUGCAGUGCCCUCAUAGGAUAAAUCCCAGGGACAUGCAACAUCGAAGUCUGUUUCUUCUUGGCCCUGUUUUUCCCAGAGGGUAAAAGAUCUGUGUCUUGUAUCACUAGGAUCUCUCUAUGUGCCUAUAUGUGUACAUCGUGUGUGUUUCUCUCACUCCUGAUAAGCAUUUUUCUGUUUGAAAUAAAAACUCUUC
Messenger RNA from Fukomys damarensis (Damara mole-rat), 3033 nucleotides. RefSeq names its product solute carrier family 15 member 1 (gene Slc15a1). The coding region runs from base 16 to 2190 and encodes 724 amino acids. The record is from RefSeq and is a predicted model, not a curated record. Lineage: Eukaryota; Metazoa; Chordata; Mammalia; Rodentia; Bathyergidae. Gene Ontology annotation, cellular component: membrane. Gene Ontology annotation, molecular function: dipeptide transmembrane transporter activity. Gene Ontology annotation, biological process: oligopeptide transport; transmembrane transport. The transcript is spliced from 23 exons.